This is a messenger RNA of Bufo bufo (common toad), 1393 nucleotides long. RefSeq names its product ubiquitin conjugating enzyme E2 E1 (gene UBE2E1). Gene Ontology annotation, biological process: protein polyubiquitination. Gene Ontology annotation, molecular function: ubiquitin conjugating enzyme activity. The record is from RefSeq and is a predicted model, not a curated record. The transcript has 5 exons. Gene Ontology annotation, cellular component: nucleus. Lineage: Eukaryota; Metazoa; Chordata; Amphibia; Anura; Bufonidae. The coding region runs from base 163 to 762 and encodes 199 amino acids.
GUGGGCACCGGGCACUGGACCUUCUUCUUGGCGGAGGGGGCAGCACAUUGUUGUGUUUGGGGUGGGGGAAGGAUAUUACAUCUGGUCACCCCCCUCCUCCUCCUCCCGAUCCUCCUCCCUCUCUGCUUGCUUGCUGCAGGCUGCUGUGUGUGUGAUCUCGCUAUGUCGGAUGACGAUUCCAGGGCCAGCACCAGCUCCUCUUCCUCCACCGCCUCCAGCCAGCAGAUAGACCGGGAGCCGGGCAGCCAGCACCACAGCAGCAACCCCAAGAAGAAAGAGAGCAAAGUCAGCAUGAGCAAGAACUCCAAACUCCUGUCCACCAGCGCCAAGAGGAUUCAGAAGGAGCUGGCGGAUAUCACCCUGGACCCUCCCCCCAACUGCAGUGCUGGUCCAAAAGGAGACAAUAUCUACGAAUGGAGAUCGACUAUCCUGGGUCCUCCCGGCUCGGUCUAUGAAGGAGGCGUGUUUUUCCUGGACAUCACAUUCACUCCUGAAUACCCUUUUAAACCUCCAAAGGUGACCUUUCGGACGAGAAUCUACCACUGCAACAUCAACAGCCAAGGUGUCAUCUGCCUGGAUAUCUUGAAAGACAACUGGAGCCCAGCACUAACCAUUUCUAAAGUUCUCCUCUCCAUCUGCUCGCUGCUCACAGACUGCAACCCUGCUGAUCCUCUUGUCGGAAGUAUCGCCACCCAGUACAUGACCAACAGAGCGGAGCAUGACCGAAUGGCCAGACAGUGGACCAAGAGAUACGCUACAUAGAUACUUGGACACAGCGCUUAUCUGUCAUGGCGAGAGCUGCUUGUUAACUGGGCAAUGGCGGGUGGGAGUCUGCAAAGAAUAGGUUAUUUCUAUAACAGAUUUUAUUCAGUCUUUUAUUUCCAGAGAAUUUUGUUAUUGUAACUUAAGGUAUCUUUCUGCAGUAAUUGACUGGAACGAGUCAAAACGCAAUCGCAAACCAGACAUAACGGAAAGUUGUCCCCCCCCAUUUUUGUUCUAUGACAUGUAAGCGAUCGAAGCGAUUUAAUUUUGUACAGUUACACUGCUUAUACGGUAAAUGUCUGUGAUAAGUUUUGUUGAGGGAUUGAAUGAGUAAUUUGUGUAUGAGAUGAGCUGCAGCGUGUGUGUAACAUAACCGUCUCCACCAUGGCCUGGACCUGAGGAACUGGUGAUAUCUGUAUUAAGGAAACCUUUUACACUUUAUAUCAGUUUUCUUCCUUUUUGUAUAUCUGUAAACUCGGCUGAGAGAGACUUAAACAGAAUCUGUAGUGAAAUACCUUAAGCUGUUUAAAUGUAAAAGUGAAUAAGAAUUACUCCGUGGAUUGGUUAUAUGUUGUAGGCCAAGAAGCCUGCAUUUGUUACUGUGCUAAUAAAAGUGGAAAAAUAACCUGAA